Messenger RNA from Rhodofomes roseus, 2134 nucleotides. RefSeq lists its product as uncharacterized. Gene Ontology annotation, molecular function: protein binding. NCBI's taxonomy places the organism in Eukaryota, Fungi, Basidiomycota, Agaricomycetes, Polyporales, Fomitopsidaceae. The transcript has 5 exons. The record is from RefSeq and is a predicted model, not a curated record. The coding region runs from base 224 to 1819 and encodes 531 amino acids.
GUCAUCGCUAGCUCGAUCGCGGCGGAGUACUUAGCCGACCGUGGCGCCAGUCGACUCCGACUCCGAGUCCCGAGUCGUCCCUCGGAAUCGGAUGAUCCUGCGUCGAGUGUACCCCUCCUCAUAAGAACUAUGUCUCGCAACACUGCUUGAAGUACUGCACUGUCUAUAUCCUCCUGAUUGCGUCUGGUCACAACUGGUGAAGAUAACCUGCGACACGUCCAACAUGGCAUCAAAGGUGGACGAGCUACCUACAGAGCUCAUCGUGCACGUCUUCGCUGAACUCAACUGUGCCGACUUGUUGAGAUGCAGAGAGGUCUGUCGUCUGUUUGACGCUGUCUGCAAGGAGAGUGCGGUCCUCCAAUACAAGGUGGAGCUCGCGAAAGCUGGACUGGAAGACCACCCGACUCCGAGACCGCUCAGCGCAGCGGAACGCACGCAGCUGCUCCGGAAGCACCAGGCCGCCUGGUCGUCGCUCGACAUCAGCUAUGAGGAGGUCGUGCCUAUGCUCGUCGGCCAGACCUGGGAGCUCUACGGCGGGGUGCUCGCACAGGGGCCGGACCAGUCGAGCCUGAGGUUUAGGCAGCUGCCCUCCGCGCUGAGGGGCAUCGAGGACAAGGAGUGGACGAUCGAGGACCUUGGGUUCGAGAUUCGGGAUUUCGCUAUGGACCCUGCGCAGGAGCUGUUGGUGGCCAUCCAGAUGCCGGACUCACCGACGAGUGUGUUCCAUGUUCACCUGCGCAACAUAUACACCGCCGCUCCUCACACCGCCGCGCCCAACCCUGCCGUCCUCACGCACCAGCCCGAUGGGAUGCAAGUGUCGUACAGCAUUCAAAUAUCCGGUGACCAUCUCGGCGUCUUCGUCAUGAGUGCGAACGAAAUCAGCAACGAGGUCGUGAUAUGGAACUGGAAGACAGGCGUCUGCAAGCUCCGCUACGUUGGCAGGACAUUGGACAGCUUCGCGUUCCUAUCUGAGCGGCACGUCCUCCUCGGGCUCGCGAAGCGGCCUCUAAAUCAGGCCGAGCUUCAGGCGCUCAGGACGGCGGAGGAGCCCCAGCUCCUGGUCGCCGACUUCCUUGCGGGCACUGGCGAACUGGUGAAAAUGGACGAGGCCGACUUUCUCUGCGCGUUCCACUACCCCAGUAUGGUGGCCCAAGCUGUGCCGUUGGGCAUCACUAUCCGCUCAGACCCUGCGCCUGGAUGGACACCACACCCGGACUCCCCGGUCCCGUUCUUCACCGCCCGCGAAGACCGACUGUUGGUGAUUACCUUUACUGUUUACUCCGUUUUGGAAGGGCACAUGCAAUCGUUGCUCUUCGUUCGGACGUCGACGCUUCUGUCUUACGUCGACGCUCUCAAAGGCGAGACAAAGCGUCGUUUCAGUUGGGACGAAUGGGGCCCGAACCAGACGCGGAUGAUGCGCGCGCCCCGCCACCACUCUUCCGUGUGGGUGUGCUACGUGUUCGGGAUGCGGUUCGUCACCGCCAGGAAACGGCGCGGGAAGCCAAAGUACAUCGAGGUGUACGACUUUAGUCGAUUUGCGCGCCAUCGUCGAGCGGCACCGGAACCAGGACAAGGAGAAGAGGAAGAGGAAGACAUUUUUGGUUUGGAAGACCACUGGAUGAGCGACGAGACAGAAAUGCCAGAGGGCAUCUUUGAUGACAAGGUUGCGACGUCGCUGCCCUACCACAUGCGCACCAUGAUUCCGCCCAGGGGUGACGGCGAGAAGGACUUCCAGUGCGUCAUGCUCAGCGAGGAUACUAUUAUCAUCAUGUGCAAUGACGACAGCCACCAUCGCAACAUUCGACUAUUGACGUUUUGAUCCUGGAUGGGGAUCUCGCUGGAUGCGGUCAUGAGGCGAAUCACCAUGGUUCUCCCCGUGAUUCUGCUACGCAUGAGGACGCCGACAGAGAUCGUCAGGUCGUCCUGCGGUCGCAGGCCAAUACAGCUGCGGAGACUUUGCGCUGCUCAGGCAGGCGUCCUACCGGAUAUCAGGCCUCAGGCCUCAGGAGUGAAGUCCGCGCAUCAUGGCACGGUGACGCUGUUUGCAGAAACCUCCGUCCGUGCAGCAGAACAAUGUAUCGAAGCCAAUGUAUCACAGACAGUGCAACGAGUUAUAGUGCUAUAGACCGAGCAA